AUGAAUCGAGAUAUAAAUCGGCCAAUAUCACGCCAAGCAUUAGGACGAACAGCUUUUCUUGGUUCACUUUAUGAUGCAACAACAGAUGAAUUUUGUGAACGUGUCAUUGUUAAUGAUGAUAUUCCAGCGGUAGCUAUACGACAUUUAGAUGAAAAUCAUGGUCAUUCUUCCUAUGAAUUUGAUACAGCUGUAUCAAAAAAAUUACGAAAAUUAAAUGUUGAUGUAUCAUUAAGUCUUAGUAUAUUAGGUGGUAUUAUUAAAAGUGCAGGAGCAAGUAGUAGUUAUUUAUAUACACGUGAUAAAACAAGUCAAAAUAUUGAUGCAACAUUUAUUCAUCGAUCCAUAACAAGAACAGAAUCAUUAAAUGUUUCUCAUAAAGAAUUAAAAGCACGUGUAGAACCUACAGCGUUACGACAUAAAAAUGCUACUCAUGUUGUUACAUCUAUUCGAUGGGGUGCUGAUGUUUUUGCUCAAUUCGAAGCAAAAAGUACUACAGCAGAAUCGAAACAUGUUGCAAAAGCUGGUCUUAAACUUGAAUUAAAUAAAUUAUUAAGUAAAUUUGUUUCAGUUAAUCCAAGUAGUUCAACUACUGCAGCAGUAGAGGCUGUAAAACCUACUUCUACGACAACAACAGAUGGAACUACAACUCCUGGGACCGCUACUAUUACUACUCAAGUAAAUGGUUCAACCAAUGGACCUCAAAUAUCGUUUGAAAGUACAUCAACUGCAACAGUAUUUAAUUACAAAAUAACUUUAUUUGGUGAUCUUAUUCCUACAACUUGUCCAAAAACUAUUGAAGAACUUAUUGCAAUGCUUCCAACUAUUACAACUGGCUUACAAAAAACAAAUGGUGGCAAAGGACGUCCACUUGAAUAUAUUAUGUUACCACUAAGUGAACUAGCAGAAAUACUUGGUGAAGAUCUUAGUUCUCAUAAAAUGUUUCGAGCAGUUGAAGAAAGUUUAACACAUGAAAUUCAAGGAUUAUUUGAUGAUUGUGAUCAAUUACGAAUAAUUGUGCAUACAUUACAUACUGCAAUUCAUAAAGUAGAAGAUUUUUUUCUCGAAGAAGAAAUUAAUCAAAUAGAUGCACAUCAACAAGCAAUGACUCGUGUUGAGCGUGAUAUUCGUAGUCGUAUUGGAAAAAUGUUAGUUCGUUUUCGAAGUGGUCAAGCAGAAUCUUCUGAACUCGAUCAAUUACUUGUUGAAUUAGAAACUCAAAUGCGAACACAAAAAAAAGAAAUAAAACAACUUGAACGUAGUGAUAUUAAUGAAAAAAUAAAAUAUAUACAUGAACUUAAAGAAAAAAAUGUUAUUGCCGUUCGAGAACCUGAAACACUUUCAAUAAUACAAAAUAGACAUCCAAAACAUAAAUUAAUUGUAUUAUAUGCUAGUAAUGAACUUCGAAUAAGCUCGAAAGAUAAAUGGAUAACAGUUUAUUAUGAAUUAAUACGUCGAAUUGAAGCAAAUAUAACAUCAGGUGAUCGAAUUUUAUUUUGUUAUUUUGAUUAUGAUUUACAUCCGAAUUUUCAUCCACAACAUAAAAAACUUGAAGUACGAGAAUAUGUUGGUGCUCCAGUUAUUAUUCCAACGACGCGUAUUAAAUCAGCAAUACUUGAACGAGAACAAAGUAUCACUGGAGUUGAUUCGCUAUUUAAAAAUGUGGGUCAUCUUGCUGCAGAAUGUGUUUCUCAAUGGCAACUUGAUGCUAAAGCACGUCUGGAUGAAAUGUUUGCAAAAUCUAAUAGUCGUAUAUUAUUACCGUAUAAUCCAUCGUUGGUAACACGGAAUGAAGUUUUCGAAAAAUUACGACGAAAUCAAAAGAAUAUUCUAUUAAUUGGUCGAUCAUGUAUAGGAAAAUCAACAUUUAAAAAUGUUUUAACUGAUCCAACUUGGAUUGGUGAUGCAUUAAAAUCCUAUUCUCAAACAGAAUUUCCAGUAUUUAGUCAAUAUAGUAUUUCUGGUAUAGAUACUAUUCUAAAUUUUAUUGAUACACCAGGUUUAUUUCAACGGACAGCAACUGCAUCAUCAUUACCAGAUAAUACAACUCUUAUACAAUUAAUUGAUGGUUAUAUUCGUUCAAAAGCAACACAACUUCAUUUUCUUUGUUUUUUUGUAUCAAUGGAAACAAAAGUUAAUAGAGAAGAUUUAAAUGUUGUUCAAACAUUUUUUGAUUUUCUUGGUCCUGAAAUUCGAAAAAAUGCUUGUCUUAUUAUAACAAGAUGUGAAUCAAAAAGUGAACAACAAUUAGAAUCAAUGAAAAAAGACAUUCAAAUUAAUCUUGAUUUUAAAGUACUUUCAUCACAAAUGAAACAAGGAUUAUUUUUUACUGGAUCAAUUAAUCGAGAUGAUUGGAUUGAUACAUCAUCAUCAGUUUAUCAACAAUUUGAAAAUAUUUGUGAAUAUCGAAAUAAACUCUUGGAUCUUUUUAUUAAUGUUGAUGUUAAACCUUUUGAUUUAACAUCAAAUAUUAUUGCUAGAAAGAUUAAAGAAGAAAUUGAUCUUAGAGGAAGAAUGAAACCGAAAUAA
Molecule: messenger RNA, 2526 nt
Organism: Adineta steineri
Lineage: Eukaryota; Metazoa; Rotifera; Eurotatoria; Adinetida; Adinetidae
Source: the annotation of a GenBank genome assembly